AUGUCAGACAAUUUCGAGCAAUUUUAUCAAGAUCUCAAGAAAGUCGAAGAGAAGGACUCAGUAUUAACAUCAGAUCAACAGAUCACACGUCUCCUGAAGCCAGGCUCAACUUAUUUGAAUUUGAAUCCAUUUGAAGUGCUACAAAUCGAUUCAGACUGCACGAUAGAAGAAGCCAAGAAACGUUACAAACGACUGUCAAUUUUGGUGCAUCCUGACAAAAAUCCUGACGAUAGGGAACGUGCUCAACGUGCUUUUGACAUUUUAAAGGUAAGACUUUGGUUUUGUUGAUUUUUUUGGUUUUUAGGUAACAAAUGGAGUGGAAAAUGAAGUUUUAUGGCCAUCGUAUAUCAAUAUUGUCAUUACUUAACGAUCACAAAAGUUUUGUCGUUUUUGAACAUUCAAAACAAUGCGAAAUCACGACAAGACUUUUGUGCUACUUCAAGAUUGGCUAAAACAACAUAAAACUCGAAUAAUAGGUCAAUGUUGAUGUAAUUUUGAUCAUUUUCAGAGAGCCAUAACAAAGCUAGAAAAUCCAGACGAGCUAGCCAGAUGUAAAGAAGUUUAUACAGAAGCUAGAGCAAGAUUGGCUAUUGUAAUGAGUGAGAAGAAGAGGAAACUGAGAAAGGACGGCAAGUCAGAAGAGAUCGAUGAAGACACUGAAGAUGGAUAUCGGAAGGCGCUUUGGGUUACUGUGACUAAGGUAAGGCUUGUAGAUUAUGUUGAUCAUACUUUUACACUACCUUAUCCUACCCCACCCCAAACUUUCACGCCUACCCCCUCCCCCCUACCUCUACCUCCGGCUUUUCCCUGCCAACACUUGCCUAGUACCACUAUAUCUUCUACCCUACCUUAACCACGCCUUUAUUAUUACCUUGCUUUAUUCUACUCCGCCUUACUUACCUUACCCUACGCUACUGUACCGUAUUGUAUCCUGCCUUACCUCAAUUCACCUUUUUAAGUCCAUAACUUAAAAAAAUCAUUAAAACCUCCAAUUUCAGGUCUUCGCCGACCGUGAAAAGAAGCGCCGUGCCAUCGAAGAGCGUCAACGCGAAGAGAAACGUCGAACGGCGGAAGAACUGCAAAAAGCUCAAGAGAAACGAAAACUAGAAGAGGAAUAUAAACAGAACUACGAAUCGACCAGAGACCUUCGUCGAGGCUCAUGGCGUGAAUUCAUGAAGAAAAAAGAGAAAAAGCUAGCCACCUACCAAGGCGCCAACUUCCGACCGGUCACUGGCAAGCUAGAGACCAGCAAACAGCAGCCAAGUCAGCCAACUCGACGGUUUUGA
This is a messenger RNA of Bursaphelenchus okinawaensis, 1286 nucleotides long. NCBI's taxonomy places the organism in Eukaryota, Metazoa, Nematoda, Chromadorea, Rhabditida, Aphelenchoididae. The record is from the annotation of a GenBank genome assembly.